ACACUAGGCUAAACUGCAGUCAGCAAUCUUGUGAUUUAAAGGGCAAACUUUGCCUGUAGCUUCGUCCGUGACAAGAGAUCCAGUUAUAAAUAUUGUAGGAGUCAAACGAAGGUUGCACAACCAGCAGCAGGAUCAGAGGCAACGGCGGUGCGGCGACAGAACCUGGACGGGCUCCCGUGUUUUUCUUUCCCGCACGGAUUGCUAGCCACGUGCCCCAGGUCUCGAGCACACGGAUCUGCUGGGCACGUGCCCCGGGUCUCGAGGCCGGCACUUACGCAAGCUACCAGGCGGUUCGUUACCGCCUUUUCGUCCCUUUUGCCCUGGGGCUCAAGGAAGGCGGGAGGGGCAAUGCCUUUUGCUGCUGCUGCUGCUGCUGCUACUGCCGCUGCUACUGCCGCCUGCCUACUCUUCCGUACUCUCGCAACGAUGGGAGAAGCCGCUUCGUCUUCCCUCAAGAUUCCCAGCAAAGAAGCAGCCUUGCCUGGCAGAAACCGGAGUCUUGUCCGUAUUCUCGGUAAACAUCAUGUGAAUGGAAACAGUAUGGUUGAACCUUUUCCAGAGGGAGUGCACAUGACAAUAUUUGGGAUGGGCUGUUUCUGGGGGGCAGAGAAGAAAUUUUGGAGGCUGAAAGGAGUCUACUCUACUCAAGUAGGUUAUGCGGGAGGAUAUACCCCAAAUCCCACAUAUGAAGAAGUCUGUUCAGGCAAAACUGGCCAUACUGAAGUUGUGCGAGUGGUAUUUCAGCCGGAAACCAUCAGCUUUGAGAAACUGCUCAAGGUCUUCUGGGAGAAUCAUGACCCGACACAAGGGAUGCGGCAGGGAAAUGAUGUUGGGACACAAUAUCGGUCUGCCAUCUAUACAUUCACCUCAGAACAAAUGGAGUCUGCCUUGAAAUCUAAAAAUGAUUACCAAAAG
Molecule: messenger RNA, 915 nt
Organism: Python bivittatus (Burmese python)
Lineage: Eukaryota; Metazoa; Chordata; Lepidosauria; Squamata; Pythonidae
Source: RefSeq, a predicted model, not a curated record